UUGCUUCUCACCCUCGGUAUCUUCAUCUAUCUUCAGAGGUGAUAGCUCGACUAGAGCGGAAAGCAGGCAGGCGUAGCCGGGCACAGAACUCACAUCGCACACGGGGGCAUUCCAACCAGAGUAUCAGACACCGAGAACCAAACGCGCAAUAACGCAAAGAUUCACAAUUUUGUGUUUAUUAUUUGGUUUCCUUGUACAGUGUUUCCCACUAUCCGGAAUUUUGGCACAGCGUUUUUUUUGCAAAGCAGUUGAAAGACGGGAGUAAGAGACCGUACCAAGCAAGACAAGUGUACCUUGGGAAAACAGAGACUUCGCUUUAGAAGCUCUUCUUUCAGGCUACACCCUACCCCUGGUGCUGAGUGGAAUGAGUGUAUGUGGCAGAAAGGCUCUGACCUUGCUGAGCAGCGUGUUCGCUGUGUGCAGCCUGGGGCUCCUGGGCAUCGCGGUCAGCACAGACUACUGGCUGUACCUGGAAGAGGGCAUCAUCCUGCCGCAGAACCAGAGCAUCGAGAUCAAGAUGUCCCUUCACUCCGGGCUCUGGAGGGUCUGCUUCCUCACAGAAACGGCGGCAACAGACAGAAUCUCCCCCUCUGCAAAACCAGGUGAGGAAAGAGCCCACUGUUUCACAAUAGAAUACGUCAUGCCGAUGAAUAUACAGAUGAUGUCAGAAUCUACAGUCAGUGUGCUAAAAAUGAUCCGCUCGGCUACCCCCUUCCCUCUGGUCAGCCUCUUCUUCAUGUUCAUCGGGUUCGUUCUGAACAGCAUCGGGCACAUCCGUCCUCACAGGACCAUCCUGGCCUUCGUGUCUGGAAUCUUCUUCAUCCUCUCAGGUCUGUCCUUAGUUGUUGGGCUGGUGUUGUAUAUAUCCAGCAUCAAUGAUGAGGUGUUGAACAGGACGAAGGACAACGAAGCCUACUUCAGCUAUAAGUACGGCUGGUCUUUCGCCUUCGCUGCCAUAUCCUUCUUGUUGACUGAGAGCGCGGGGGUGAUGUCUGUGUACCUGUUCAUGAAACGAUACACCGCGGAGGAGAUCUGCAGACCUCAGCCAGGCUUCUACCGGCCACGGCUCAGCAACUGCUCCGAUUACUCUGGUCAGUUCCUGCACCCGGACUCCUGGGUACGAGACCGCAGCCCCUCGGACAUCUCCAGCGACACUUCACUCCAGAUGAACUCCUCCAACUACCCUGCCCUGCUCAAGUGUCCCGAGUACGACCACAUGUCGUCCUCCCCUUGCUGAGGCGCAGGAGCAACAGCACUUGCAUCCAGUAUUCAGAGGGUCUCCGCUCAACACGUUUUACAAGCAACGCAAAAAGGUGCAGCCUCGGAGAGGAAGCCUUUUUGCUUAUCCAAUAUACAUGUAGUUUUCCUAUUUC
Acipenser ruthenus (sterlet) is the source of this 1373-nucleotide messenger RNA. RefSeq names its product voltage-dependent calcium channel gamma-5 subunit-like. The transcript has 7 exons. The record is from RefSeq and is a predicted model, not a curated record. Gene Ontology annotation, biological process: postsynaptic neurotransmitter receptor diffusion trapping; calcium ion transport; neurotransmitter receptor internalization. NCBI's taxonomy places the organism in Eukaryota, Metazoa, Chordata, Actinopteri, Acipenseriformes, Acipenseridae. Gene Ontology annotation, molecular function: channel regulator activity; voltage-gated calcium channel activity. Gene Ontology annotation, cellular component: AMPA glutamate receptor complex; postsynaptic density membrane. Bases 365 to 1237 code for a protein of 290 amino acids.